AUGGGCUUACUAGAGGGACAGCGAUGGUUACUUGGAGAAGGUUUGGCUCGUGGCAAGCUAAGGGAUGAGGUAUAUUGCCAAUCGAUGAAGCAGCUCAACGGGAAUCCAAAUGGUAGACGGAAAGCGUCUUCACAGGCUGACAAUAUUCUAUGUGCUCCUUAUUGCUUUACCGCCCUCGAAGAGUUUCGAGACCUACCUGCGUUCCCUUAUGCAACAGCGAACGGCUCAGCAAGAGGCUGCGAUCUCGAAGAAAGGACCACGCAUAAAGCCUCUGACGAUGGUAGAGAUCGAGACCGCGUCAGAUGCUGCCUUCAACCCAUCCACAUUCAGGGAACCGCUGGACGUAACGGUGCGCCUGCAGAGCGCAACUACCUACACAAGCAGUCUCCCAGUCGGUUUCCCGUUCCUCGUAGACGGAUUCUCGCUCUUGGGGUCGUGAAAGUGGAGGGCAUCCACCGAGUCCCUGGUGAUAGCGACUUCGUGUCGGAACUGAAGUUGCGCAUUGAUAGGGGCAAUUAUACGCCUGACGGCGUAGAUGAUCCUCAUGUCCUAGCUUCGUUGCUUAAGCUCUGGUUGUGCAAGCUAUGCGACCCGCUAAUGCAUGAAGAGAUGUACAAAGACUGCAUUAUCUUUAGUGCCAGUCUACCAUCGCCCUCGCCUGUCUAA
Molecule: messenger RNA, 666 nt
Organism: Suillus fuscotomentosus
Lineage: Eukaryota; Fungi; Basidiomycota; Agaricomycetes; Boletales; Suillaceae
Exons: 4
Coding region: 1-666 (221 amino acids)
Biological process (GO): signal transduction
Cellular component (GO): cytoskeleton; cytoplasm
Molecular function (GO): GTPase activator activity
Source: RefSeq, a predicted model, not a curated record